GUCAUGUUUUCUGUUUGGGGAUUCCCCGUCCCGUUCUCCACCACGGAGCUGCUCUUGGUCACUGCCACCUUCUGCCUGGUGUUCUGGGCAGUCAGAACCUGGAAGCCUCCCACCCCCAAAGGCCUGAAGACCCCCCCAGGGCCCUGGGGCUUGCCCCUGCUGGGGCAUGCACUGAUGUUGGGGAAGAACCCGCACCUGGUUCUGUCGAAGCUGAGCCAGCGUUAUGGGGACGUGCUGGAGAUCCGCAUCGGCAGCAUCCCGGUGGUGGUGCUCAGCGGCCUGGACACCAUCCGGCAGGCCCUGGUGCGGCAGGGAGAUGACUUCAAAGGCCGUCCUGACCUCUACAGCUUCACCCUGAUCACAAAUGGUGAGAGCAUGACCUUCAACCCAGACUCGGGCCCCGUGUGGGCCGCCCGCCGGCGCCUGGCCCAGAAUGCCCUGAAGAGUUUUGCCAUUGCCUCAGACCCGACAUCCUCAGCCUCCUGCUACCUGGAGGAGCACGUGAGCAAGGAGGCCCAAUACCUUAUUGGCAAGUUCCAGGAGCUGAUGGCAGGGGCUGGGCACUUUGACCCCUAUAGAUAUGUAGUGGUGUCUGUGGCCAAUGUCAUUUGUGCCAUAUGCUUCGGCCGACGCUAUGACCAUGAUGACCAGGAGCUGCUUAGCUUAGUGGACCUGAGUAAUGAAUUUGGGGAGAUAGUCGCCUCGGGCAACCUAGCCGACUUCAUCCCCAUCCUCCGUUACCUGCCCAAUCCUGUCCUGGACAGCUUCAAGGACUUGAAUAAGAAGUUCUAUGACUUCAUGCAGAAGAUGGUCAAGGAACACUACAAAAAGUUUGAAAAGGGACACAUCCGGGACAUCACAGACAGCCUGAUUGAGCACUGUCAGGACAAGAAGCUGGAUGAGAACGCCAACAUCCGGCUGUCUGAUGAGAAGAUAGUCAAUGUGGUCAUGGAUCUCUUUGGAGCUGGGUUUGACACGGUCACAACUGCCAUCUCCUGGGCGCUCCUCUACCUGGUGACAAGCCCCAAUGUACAGAAAAAGAUCCAGAAGGAGCUGGACACGGUGAUUGGUGGAGCACGGCAGCCCCGGCUCUCGGACAGACCCCAGCUUCCCUACCUGGAGGCCUUCAUCCUGGAGACCUUCCGACACUCCUCCUUCCUCCCCUUCACCAUCCCCCAUAGUACCACCAGAGACACCAGUCUGCUCGGUUUCUAUAUCCCCAAGGAACGCUGUGUCUUUGUGAACCAGUGGCAGAUCAACCAUGACCCGCAGCUGUGGGGUGACCCGUCUGUCUUCCGGCCAGAAAGGUUUCUCACUGCCACUGGCACCAUUGACAAGAUGCUGAGUGAGAAGAUGAUGCUCUUUGGCCUGGGCAAGCGGAAGUGUGUAGGAGAAACCAUUGCCCGCUGGGAGAUCUUCCUUUUCCUGGCCAUCUUGCUGCAGAGGAUAGAGUUCAGUGUGACUCCAGGUGUUAAGGUGGACAUGACCCCCCUCUACGGGCUGACCAUGAAGCACGCCCGCUGCCAUCACUUCCAGGCGCACACACGCUCUGAGGGGCUUGAGAUCCCCACCUCCUAGACUGUCUACUUGGUUUUUCUGGACACUCAGCCUGGGGACUAUCCCCGGGGUUUCAAAGCUUCAGUGGAAACACAGAUAUUGGGCUGGCUGAUUUUGAUAGUCUGAGCUAUGGACAAGCCUGAGGGGGGUCAUGCUUGCCUCUCUCCUCUGAACUGUGUCCUGAUCAUAGACAGUGCAUGUUGGCAGAAGUUGCAGGUGCUAAUGGAGCCCUCUGAAGUAUGUUUGAGCUAGGAGGCCUGCUGGGCUUAGGAGGUCCUUGGGCAUCCGGAACCCUCAGAGGAAAGCCCCAGGUCCAGGUGGCUCUGGAGAGCCCCAGGUCCUGCUGGCUCUCUGUGACUCACUUGAGAAUUGUGUAGGGUGGGCCACAACAGAGCUUGGCCAAGUUCUUCAACCGCUGAGAGCUGUUCAGAGUGAAGGGAAGAUGCAGCCUGUGAUACUGCCAUGGCUGAUCUCCCCACUUCAGCAAAGCUGACCCACAGGUCUGUACUCUGUGUUGGGGGAAGCUCGUUUCCCUCCACCCUCCCUGCAAGCGGGAACAGGGCUGCCUCCUCAGAGCCAGGCCGGGCCCCUGGACUGAUGCUGAAGGGCUGGAACUCAUGGUCUGAGCGGGGGCCAAGAAAGUGCCUGAAUCAGGGGUUGGGACCACAUGGGGACUGACAUCUGGUAUUUCAGCACCUUCUGCUCUCCCUUCUCUAUGCCUUGUAUUAAAUAAAAUGCACUUUUAAAGUAUGUGGGAGCAAGGACACAUACUUUGUUUUAGCCUGUUCGUUUUAGUCUGCAUUGUACUCACAUGUUUCCACUGACUGUGUUUGAGAGCUUGAGAAAAAAAAAAUUAACUGCAGUUGAGAAAAUUCCAAUGCAAGUUUCAGAAAUGUAUAAGGAAAAAAUUAUCUGGGCUAAAUAAAGAU
This is a messenger RNA of Sorex fumeus (smoky shrew), 2486 nucleotides long. Its product is annotated as cytochrome P450 1A1. The transcript has 6 exons. Gene Ontology annotation, molecular function: iron ion binding; oxidoreductase activity, acting on paired donors, with incorporation or reduction of molecular oxygen, reduced flavin or flavoprotein as one donor, and incorporation of one atom of oxygen; heme binding. Lineage: Eukaryota; Metazoa; Chordata; Mammalia; Eulipotyphla; Soricidae. The record is from RefSeq and is a predicted model, not a curated record. The coding region runs from base 4 to 1578 and encodes 524 amino acids. Gene Ontology annotation, biological process: hormone biosynthetic process; progesterone metabolic process.